AAAUCAACUUUACUUUUCUUUCGUGAUGAAUGAAUCUGGGUGGCUUUGAUAACAACAUUUUAUUUUUUAAGUGAUUUUGGAUUUUAUAUGUAAGUAGGCUACCAAAUGUGUCUUCUAAACGCAUAUUUCUACAAACUAGUCAUUUUAGAAAACACUAUAAGCUAAUAAAAAGUUAUAACAUAUACGGAAAGAGUUACAUAAUGUGAUCUUAGAUGACGUUUGUUCACUACACUUCUUCAUGCAAUCAAAGCUAUGAUCAAUGGAGUUCUGAAAUAAGUGUUUAUUUUGUUUAAAUGUACGUUUCUUCAAUGAGAAGACCUGGAACCAAGUUAGAAAAAUCUUAAUAGAAUUAUCAAGUGAAUGUCAUGGGUUGCAUCAAAUUAUCUUCAAUAUGUACCAAUAAUUUACUUUGUUCUGCAUGUUAAGUAUAAACGUAAUUCGCUUCAUCAGAAAAGUUCACAUCCGUUCAUGCACUUAAUGACUUACUUACUUACGCCGCUGUGGUGUUUGAAUGGACUAAUGAUACCUUUGUACUGGUUGAAUGUUUGAUUUCGAAUUCUAAAUACAAUACAUUCGUUAGUGCCUGUGUCUUCUUAAUUCAAUUGCGUUAAUCCUGGAAUUCCUAAUUCAUACUAUAAUUAGAAUACUAUAUUGGCGUCGUGAUGGAACCUGCAAUGGAAAAGUUGGAUAUUCAUUCAACUUCGGAAGCAUUUGAGGAUUAUUUGGGAAGGUUUGAAAUCUGGAGCAUGACUAAGAAAGAUGUCAAAGGUGAUAAAAUUGUGGCACAUUUUCUGACAUUCAUUGGGCGAGAAGCGUACAGCUUAUUAAAAACUUUGGCAUAUCCAGAAAAACCUAUCUCACUCCCUUAUACAACUCUUAAAGAGCUAUUGUUAAGUCAUGUAAAAUGCACCAGUUUUGAAUGCCGUGAAAGGGCGAAGUUUCAUAAGAUGGUUCGUCAAAAUGACCAAAAGGCUCGGGAAUUCAUCCUUGAAUUACAGAAACAAGCUGCCAAGUGUAAUUUCGGUGAUCAACUUCAUGUGCAACUGAGAAAUCGAUUAAUUGCAGGAAUUAACAUACCGAGUUUGGAAAGAGAGCUGUUAAGAAUGCCAAACUGUUCCUUUCAAGAUGCUAGAACCGCAUGUAUUAACUACGAAGCAGUCAAUGAACUUGAUAUCCAGUCGAUGAAGAUUUCUAAUACUUUGCUUAGUCGUCGUGAUGAACUACAAUCUCAGGGUCAAUCAAACUUGCGUUCAUUUAACAGUGAUUCCUAUUCUCGUGUAAAUAUGAAAGGUGUUUCAACGAGGAAUUACAAAGCAAAUCACAAAGGUGAGAUGAAGUUUGGUAAAUGUUUAUCAUGUGAAAAGUUUCAUGCUCGCAAUUCAUGUGUAUUUCGUAAUGCUAAAUGUUUUAAAUGUGGUAAGGUAGGACACAUUCAGUCAGUAUGCAUUGCUACUGUCCAUUUUGCUUCAAGCUGUACUAAAUCUUGUAAUUUAAAUUUAAAUAAUUCGGAUGUUUCUAAUGAUCAUUUAUCUUUAUCAACGAUUUCAAAAGACAGUGCAGAGUCAUAUGACAGUUCAGAGUUAGAUGAAAUCCAGAAUUCUUGUGAGACAACAGUUCCUAAUCAACCGACUUAUCAGAAUUCUCAUGCUAUUGUACCAGGUAUGACUUUUCCUAAUGAUUCACAUAUUUCUAAUGAAAUUACUUGCAAUAUUGAGGAAAAUAUGUUAAAUGAACCUAAUCAUGAUCGGAAACCUGGUGUGGUUUGGAUAGAUGCUGGUUUUUCUAACGAUCCUACGCUCUGCAAUGACAGUCCUAAUGAAUUUCAUGAGAAUAUUUCAGAAGAAUCAAAUCCUGAUGUCAUAUCAUAUAUUACCUGUCCUCAUAAUGCAUUUGAUCCUUGUGAAAAACCUGCUCAAUGCGAAGCACGAGUACUAAGUGACCUCGAGUUUGAUUACAUAUCGGAUGAUUUCAUAUCAACUGCUGUUUACCCUUAUCACAAAAACAGUUCUAAUGUUUACUCUAAACAAUGUGAGAAAUAUGUUUUAAAUGAAGCCACAUUAUUCAUAACUUGGGGAUAUAAAGAUCCAACAUUAUUUCGUGGGGGAGGAUAGGAUUGAAAAAUCUAUGGUUCAAAUUCUAGAUAUUAAUGAUUUCAGUACAAAACCGAUAUGCUAAUUGUAUACAAUUCCAUGUGAGUCUGUUCCGAUUUCGUUUGUUAAUUCCAAUACUAAUGAGCACUUUCUAGAUACUACAAAGUUUUUAUCUUAUACAAUGUCGGACAGACUCAGGAUGAACUUAACAAGAAGACGUACAACCGAUUACAAACACUUAUACUUCUAUUUAAGCUGUGGCGGAUGUGGUGUUUGAAAGGACUAAUGAUACCUUUGUACUGGUUGAAUGUUUGAUUUCGAAUUCUAAAUACAAUACAUUCGUUGGUG
This is a messenger RNA of Schistosoma haematobium, 2438 nucleotides long. RefSeq lists its product as uncharacterized. The transcript has a single exon. Bases 663 to 2111 code for a protein of 482 amino acids. NCBI's taxonomy places the organism in Eukaryota, Metazoa, Platyhelminthes, Trematoda, Strigeidida, Schistosomatidae. The record is from RefSeq and is a predicted model, not a curated record. Gene Ontology annotation, molecular function: zinc ion binding; nucleic acid binding.